AUGUCUGCUUUAGGUAGUCCAGAUCUCGGGAGAACAGGAAUCACUUUUGCCCAGUGGACUAUGAGUUUUGUCGCAGGUCAUGUCUCUGCCAGCUCUUGGGUUUAUCAUGACUAUUCGCAAUCCAGUUUUGAUCUGGACCGGGAUGUUCUUACCCAAGUCUUCAAGCGGGCAAGGAGUGAUUUCACAGAAGCCACAGCAAAUCAUCACACCUGCAAGACAUGGGGAGUGGGAUCAUUCAAGGCAUUUAACAAUGAAGCUUUCCAUGUUACAUCAACCUGUGACUUCAUGAUGAGCAGGCUAUGCGAACCUGGGCUUGAUGAUUAUGAGGUGAAAGUCCGCCGAGGAUCAAAUGGGAGCCUGGAGCACAUAUUCAUCAAAAUUGAAGCCACCAUGAUUGUUGUGACGGAGGGGGUAAUUAAGAUUCAAGACCGAGAAGUUACUUUGCCAUAUGACAACAAGCUUAUCAAUAUUCAUAGUAAUGGAGUUAACACCAGAUUUUCAAACAAGAAGCAUUCCAUUUCCCUGAUCUGGAAUGGUAAAGAUGCAUUGUCGCUGAAACUUCACCCUAGAUACAGUGGAAGUGUUUGCGGACUUUGUGGAAAGUUUGAAAAGAAAGGAAACACAAAACUGAAAUUUAUUACUGUGACUGAGGUUUCACUUCGUGAACACUCUGUUACAUCCGGCAAUUGCCCUAUCAGUGUAACUACAACUGGAGAAUGUAAAACAAGCAAGCUCUGCCUUGAGACCAUCUCAAGCCAUUUUUUCUGUGGUGAUAUUGAAGCCUAUGAAAAGCUGUGUUCAAUAGAUGCCUGUGCUUUUCCAAAUAAUCAUCAGGGCCACUGCCCUAGUUUAACAGAAUUGGCACAAAAUCCUAAAUGCCCUGGGAAUCAGAUCUACAAUGAUUUUGGUCAACCAUUUAUUCCAACUUGUACUGAUCCAGAUCCUCGGCAGAAAAAUGUUACCGAAAGUACUUGUGAAUGUCCAAAAGACACUGUUCUUGAUAACGUAAGACGCAACAACAAAUGCAUCAGAAAAUCAGAUUGUCCGUGUGAGUACAGUGGAAAGGUGUAUGAUGCUGGAGAAGAAAGAAACACUUCUUGUGAAACAUGUUUUUGCAAAAGUGGGCUUUGGGAAUGUUCUCAUAAGAGUUGUUCCAGAAAUUGCAAAGUGGAAGAAGGAACACAUAUUACAACAUUUGAUGGGAAAUAUUAUAAUUUAAGAGGAGAAUGCACAUACAUUGCAGUUCAUGGAGGUUCCUGGACGGUGAAGAUUGAGAUGCAUUUAUGCUACAAAGCAACCGAUCAGAUAUGCUUACGGCGUGUUAUAUUUUCCGAGGAUAAGACCACGUAUGAAUUCAAUAACAAUGGUGAUGUUACUCUGGAUGGAGAAAAUGUUGCACUUCCACUGAAAAGGGAUGGAACGAUAAUAUUUAAACCGUCUUCACAUUUCAUUCAAUUUGAAACAACACAUGGGUUGGCAAUGCAAAUACAAAUUUCUCCCAUCAUGCAGCUUUACAUUUCGCUGCUGGAUGAUAAAAAACAAAAUUUAAGAGGUUUAUGUGGCAAUUUUAAUGGCAAGGCUGCUGAUGACUUCAUGUCUAUACAGAAUGUGGUGGAACAAUCACAUGUCCUGUUUGCUCAUUCAUGGGCAGUUGACUCUAAAUGCAGCCCUCCUGAAAAGGAAAAUCCAACUUGUGUCAGUUCAGAAAAAGAUACAACCUGUGAGAACAACCAAGUUUUUGACAAUGAAAUGACAACCUGUAACCGGAACUGCAGAUCAGUAGCAAAAGCUGAUUUCACUUGUAACGUGAAGGAUACACCAGUUUAUGGCUGUGGCUGUCUUGAGGGCAAGUACAUGAAUGAAAAGGGAGCCUGUGUUGAUAAGAAGGAAUGUCCGUGUUAUCACAAGGGCACAUAUCUUAAACCUGGAGAGAAAGUUGAUGAUUGCUAUUGCCAAGGUGGAUCAAUUAUUUGCAAUCCAAUUACUGAAACCACUGCUACUCCCACAGAUACAACCUGUGAGAACAACCAAGUUUUUGACAAUGAAAUGACAACCUGUAACCGGAACUGCAGAUCAGUAGCAAAAGCUGAUUUCACUUGUAACGUGAAGGAUACACCAGUUUAUGGCUGUGGCUGUCCUGAGGGCAAGUACAUGAAUGAAAAGGGAGCCUGUGUUGAUAAGAAGGAAUGUCCGUGUUAUCACAAGGGCACAUAUAUUAACCCUGGAGAGAAAGUUGAUGAUUGCUAUUGCCAAGGUGGAUCAAUUAUUUGCAAUCCAAUUACUGAAACCACUGCUACUCCCACAGUAUGUACGAAUGGAAAGGAACUUCUUCGUUGUUCCCCUUCUGGAAAUCAGACUCACUGUGGAAAGAAAUGCAGUAACCUGGCAUUACCAUGUCCCGACAAAUGUGUACCUGAAUGUGUUUGUCCUGAAGGUGAAGCUGAAGAUGACAGAGGGAAAUGUGUUUUGACUGAAGACUGCCCUUGUUUAUAUGGAGGAAAUAGUUAUGCCAAAGGAAAAGUUAUCCAUAUUGAUUGCAACAAAUGCACAUGCCAGGGUGGUUUAUGGAGCUGUACUAAAAAGUCGUGUCCAAAGACCUGUCAAGUUUAUGGUGAAGGUCAUUAUGUAACUUUUGAUGAUAAGCGAUUCACAUUUGAGGGUAAUUGUGAAUAUGUAUUUGUUCAGGACCACUGCAACGGAAAACAAGGAACGUUUCGAGUACUCAUAGAAAGUGUUCCUUGCUGUGAAAAUGGAGUGACAUGUGCAAGAAAUAUUAAGAUUAUUUCUCAGGGAGAAGAACUAAUUUUGGAAGAUGGGAAAGUAAAAGAGUCUCGUGACUCUUCAAGUUGCACAGAUUCCUAUUCACUUCACACCGUUGGGCUUUAUUUAAGCCUUACAUUUUCCAAUGGAAUCAAUGUUAUUUGGGACAAGCACACAAGACUUUCAGUCACACUGGAUGAACGCUGGAAGGACAAGGUGUGUGGUCUCUGUGGAACCUUCAAUGAUAACACCGAAGAUGACCUAACAACAAAAUUUAACUCUGUGGCAAGCAAUUCCAUUGAGUUUGGAAACAGUUGGAAGUCCACAGAUUCCUGCUCCAGUUUAGUGAAUCAAACUUUCCCUUGUGAGGAAAACCCAUUUUGUUCUGCAUGGGCAGAAAAGAAAUGUUCCAUAAUUAAUAAUGCAAAUGGAGUGUUUCAACAAUGUCACAAUCAGGUUGACCCCGACCCAUACUAUGCUGCUUGUCUCAAAGAAGCUUGUGCCUGUGAUAAGGAGGGAAAGUAUCUGGGUUUCUGUACUGCUGUAGCAGUGUAUGCGGAGGCUUGUAAUAAAGCUGGUGUUUGUAUUCGCUGGAGAACACCUGAACGAUGUCCUGUAUACUGUGACUAUUAUAAUGGCGACAGUGAAUGCAGCUGGCACUACCAGCCAUGUGGAACAUUAACAGCUAAAACAUGUUCAGAUCAUUCAGUUCGAAAAAAACUCUCUGCAGUUAUUGAAGGCUGCUAUCCAAAAUGCCCAGAGGCGGCUCCUUAUCUGGAUGAAAAUAUCAUGAAAUGUGUCAAAUUAGAUCAGUGCACCUGUUAUUACAAUGGCAAACUUUAUAAUGCAUCUCAAGAAAUAACUGACUGUGGAAACUGCCCCGAGUACAACCACAACUACAAUCAGCACGUCAACAGGUGA
Molecule: messenger RNA, 3681 nt
Organism: Pristis pectinata (smalltooth sawfish)
Lineage: Eukaryota; Metazoa; Chordata; Chondrichthyes; Rhinopristiformes; Pristidae
Product: mucin-19-like
Exons: 29
Coding region: 1-3681 (1226 amino acids)
Cellular component (GO): extracellular matrix
Molecular function (GO): protein binding
Source: RefSeq, a predicted model, not a curated record